This is a messenger RNA of Protopolystoma xenopodis, 418 nucleotides long. The record is from the annotation of a GenBank genome assembly. Lineage: Eukaryota; Metazoa; Platyhelminthes; Monogenea; Polystomatidea; Polystomatidae.
AGUAAGAAAAUUUUGCCAUUUUGUGGUAAAUCUACGGUUCUUUGACCUAUUUGUAAUGAUAAUAAUCGCCUCAAGUAGUAUUGCUCUAGCUGCGGAGGAUCCAGUAAACGAGAAUAAUCCAAGAAACUGUAUACUGGAAUACUUUGACCACGCAUUUACCUGCGUUUUUACAGUAGAAAUGCUAUUAAAGCUGGUGGAUCAAGGCAUCCUUUUGCAUCCACAUUCAUACUGUCGAGAUAUCUGGAACCUUCUUGAUGCAGCUGUUGUGAUUGGUGCUUGGAUUGCAUUCUUUAGAUCUCAAGAUUUAGUUGGAAAAGGUUCUGCUGUAAGUAGCACGAUAAAAUCGCUUCGCGUCCUUCGAGUUUUGCGACCUUUAAAGACUAUUCGGCGUGUUCCAAAGCUUAAAUCUAUUAAUUAG